UCCUCCUAGGCCAGCGAACCUUACUGAACACUGGCGAGGUCUCCGCCUCUAGGAAUAGAAUCGCCGGGUGGGUGGGGUCGUCUGGAGGUAGCUGGCUCCGCCUGGCCCGCGGGCGAGUCCGGAAUACAGUUACCCACCUCAGUUGCCCACCGGAAAGCAAAGGGAGAGGAAGACGCCAGACCAGAAACGGAAGAGAGCGCGGGGGAUGUGUUUGGCAUGGGGACGCACUGUUUCAGUUGCUCUCCUGGUUGGCUUUGUGUCUCCGCGGUGUUUCCUAGAGUCUCGGCGUUUCUAACUCUUCGCACCCUUUCCUGCCAUCCUUUGUCCCCUGGAAGCCCAGAGACAUCAGCGGCUGCAAUUUUGCUACUCGCUGCUCGGCGUGGAACUGUCAGGACAAAAAAUAAUAUCCAAAGAUAUUUUGGCACUAACGGCGCGAUCUGUAGCAAGAAAGUUGAGCAGUGUGAACUGUUGAGACUGCCAAGGAGACUUGAGAACCAAGACAGUGUAAAGGAAAACAGGGAAAAAGACUUGUUAGACAUUAUUAAGGGCACGAAAGUUGAAUUGAGCACGAAAGUUGAAUUGUAAAUGUACAAACAACAAAGCCACCCAACAGAAGUCCACUUAAAAGCUACAACUGGCGGGCCUCAAAGAGCUUUAGGACAUGCUCCAGAGAAGAGAAAUGAGUCCCUGAGUCCUGAGUUGGUGGCAGCUGCAUCUGCUGCUCUGUUUUGACAAGCAGGCAAGCCAGAGCUGCUCAGGCAGCUCCAUAGCAUGAGGAAGAGUCAGGGGCACAGAGAGAUGGAGAGAGACCUAAUUAGUUUCAAUAACAAAAUAUCAGAUACGAAAAUUGCCAGAUGUGCUACAGCUAGAGUUAAUAUAAGGCCAGAGCAUCAGAUUCAGUUUGACCAAGGCUAUGACAAUUAUCCUGGCCAGGAGAAGACCGCUGAUCUUAGAAACAGAGAGGGAACCAUGUGCUGGAGUUUGCCAGUCCUGCAUUUUUCUAUACCUUAAAUCAAAAUGGGCCAUGCUUCAUAUCUACCCAUGAUGAAUAGGGUUCCUUUGAUUUAGAAUAAAUAGAGCUGACUGAACUCUGAACAAGAAAAAUAUAUUCAGGGGGAAGAGAUGUAAUAGAUUUCACAUUAUGGCAGUUACUAAAGAAGCACGUGAACAGACACAUCACCUUCACUUUGGGAUAUGGAAUGUGGUAAGCAGUUAGCCACAAAAUAUGAACAACCCCUUUAGAAUGAGAUUGAAGAGCUGAUCCAGUGGACAAAAGAGGGGAAACUGAGAGUUCCCAAUUAACAAUGAAGCAGUCUCGCGAGCUCUUGUCCUCCAGGCUUGCAUGCAAUGGCUCGAUCUCGGCUCACUGCAACCUCCGUUUCCCGGAUUCAAAUGAUUCUCCUGCCUCUGCCUCCCAAGUAGCUGGGAUUAAGGCGCCUGCCACCAUGCCCGGCUAAUUUUUGUAUUUUUAGUAGAGACAAGGUUUCACCAAGUUGGCCAGGCUGGUCUCGAACUCCUGACCUCAGGUGAUCUGCCCGCCUUGGCCUCCCAAAGCGCUGGGAUUACAGGCGUGAGCCACCGCGCCCGGCUGAAAACAUUUUAUUAAUAACUUCUUAAGCAUUUUUCUCUCCUUCCUCCCAAGAUUUCAAUAAACUGAUGCCAAGAAUUUACGGAGAAAAUUAUAAAAACUUUACUAAAAGACAUACGAAUAACUGAAUGAAACAAGCAAUUAUGUUCAUGGACUGGAAGAGGCAAUACAAGGGAAAGAUAUCAUUUCUCCUCAAACAAAUCCGCAAAAUCAAAGUGAACAAUUUGUUGUUGUUGUUGUUGUUGAGACUCACACUGUUAUGAAUGCUGGAGUGCAGUAACACGAUAAGAGUCUCAAUCUCCUGGGCUCAAGCGAUCCUCCUGCCUCAGCCUCCCAAGUAGCUGAGGCACGCGCCACCAUGCUUGGCUAAUGUUUUUAUUUAUUUUUUGUAGAGAUGAGGUCUCACCAUCUUGCCCAGGCUGGUCUUGAACUCCUGGGCUCAAGUGAUUUUUCUGCCUUGGCUUCCCAAAGUGUUGGGAUUACAGGUGUGAGCCACUGCACCCAGCCUGCACAAAUCUUGUGCAUAACUUGAUAAAAUUUUAUGUUUGAAUACACUGCUGUGAUUACCAGCCAGAUCAAGAUAUGUAACAUUUCCCGCAUCCGAGAAGAUUUCUUCAUGCGUCUGUUCCCCACCCUCCCUGACAACCAGGAGGUUCCCUUAUGAUACCUCUCGUCUAAGUAUCUAAGUGGAAUCAAUCAUAAUGUACUCUGUCUGGCUUUUUUUUUUUUUUACCACAACUUAUGUAUAUACGGUUCAUCCAUAUUGUUGUGUGUAGUAGUCGUUCAUUCUUAUUGCUAUGUAAUAUUUUUUUCUCCUAUUUAAGGACAUUUAGAUUAUUUCCCGUUUUUGCUAGCUUGGGUAAUGCUGCAAUGAAUAUUCUUCUACAUGAUCAUAAAUAAUAAAUACUCUUGGGUAUAUGCCCAGUGGUAGAAUUAUUGGGUUAUGGUCUGUAUAUAACUAGCUUUAGUAGAUAGUGUCUGAUAUAGUUUGGAUAUGUCCCCACCCAAAUCACAUGUCAAAUUGUAAUCCCCAGUGUCGGAGGUGGGGCCUGGUGGGAAGUGACUGGACCAUAGGGGUGGGUUUCUCAUGAAUGGUUAAGUACCACCUCCCUUGGUACUGUCCUCGCAACAGUGAAUUCUUGUGAGAUCUGGUUGUUUAAAAAUGUGUAGCACCUACCCCCACCCUACUUGCUCCUGCCAUGUAAGAUGGCUGCUCUACCUUUGCCUUCUGCCGUGAUUGGAAGCUUCCUGAGGCCUCUGCAAAAGUAGAAGCUGCUAUGCUUCUUGUACAGUCUGCAGAACCAUGAGUGAAUUAAACAUUUUUUCUUUAUAAAUUACCUAGUCUCAGGUAUUUAUAGCAAUGCAAGAACAGACAUAUGGUACCACAGUUUUCCAAAAUGAUUAAACUCUCACCAACAAUAUAUGAAAGAUACAGUUGCUACAUAUCCUUGUCAAUGCUUGGUAUUGGAUGUCCUUUUAAUUUAAGCCAUUCUGGUGGUAGUUUUGGUAUCUCAUUGAUUUCAAUGUCCGUAAUACAUAGAACUUCUUUUCAUGUUGGGCCCAUAGGUCAGUCUUGGAAUUCACCCUUUCAGAGGCCAUACAUAUAUGUGUAUUGGUGCAUGGCAGAGGCUGGCAUACACAUAUUAGUAUAUGGCUGAGCCAUAACUGGAGCAUACCUGAGACUAACCCUAUGGUCUAAGAAGAACUUACGUUUGGAGUCCUGGACUAAGGAAUCCAGGAGUAGCCAACCCAGAGAUUCACUCCUUAUCUAUGAAGGACAUCCACAUCCCUGGCCCGUAUCUUAGGCUGUACAGGAGAUCAAGGCCCUUUGUUUUGGGUUAAAUGGAGGUUGCUAGAAGGAGGGUGCUAAGUGAAAAUGCUAUAUAGACUAUAUGCUUUUUACAAAUGGUAGCAGUUCACCAGGCCAGCCCACCACCACUGGACCACCCUUGUAUGUAAAUCCUGAAUAAACCUUGUCUCCUUCACUGACUCUGCCUCUCUUCUUACAGUGCCAUCCCAACUGGAGUCAGUGGGGUCCAGAAGGACAAUUGGCCAUUUAGAUAACAUUUGAAAAUUAACCAACGUAAUACACAGUAACAUUAAAAAAUACAAAUGAACAUUUCAAUAAAGGCAGAAAAAGUAGUUGAUAUUCAAUGCUUUCCUCCUGAUGUUAUGACCAAGACAAGGAAGUCCAUUAUCACUAUUUUUAUUCAACAGUGGAAACACUAGCCAGCAACAAAAGGCAAAAAUAAAUAAAAAUAAAAGGUAUAAAGGUUACAGAGAAGUUAAACCAUCUCUGUUAGUGGAUUGCAAGAUUUUGAUCACAGAAAUUCCGAAAGAAUCUACAGAGUAUUACAAAUAACAAGGGAACUUAGCAAGAUGCUUGAAUAUAAGGUCAGUAUGUUAAAAUCAAUAUUGUUUAUUCUUACGAGUAGAAUAUAAAAAAGUCAAAAUGCCAUUUAACAUUGUAUACAAAACACUAAAUACUCAAGAAUAAAUCUAAUGAAAGAUAUAUAUGAUCUCUAUACUGCAAUCUAUCCAAGCACAGCUGCAUUAAAAUAUAGAUAUAUGUGCAAUCUACAAAACACUGCCAGGAGAAAUUAAAGACCACUUAAAUAAAUGGUGGGGGAAGAAUGAUAUUCAUGGAUUGAAGGACUUGUUGUUAAGAUACUAGUUUUCCCGAAACAGAUCUAUAGAUUCAACGCGAGCCCAGUAAAAAUCCCCCUUUUUUUUUAACAAGCUAAUUCCAAAAUUCACCUAGAAAUACAAAGGCCGUAGAAUAAGCCAAAACAAUAUUGGGAGAAUAAGUUACAGGACUUAAAGAUUUAUUAUAAAACUACAUUAAAUUAACACAGUUUGGUACUGGUAUAAAGUUAGACAAAGACUACUCCCUCCCGCUCCUCAAUCUGCCCCCAUCCCUAGAACGUGCUGGCAGCUUUCUCCACCCGAUCUGCAAGGGUUAAAGGGCGCUGAGGAAGGGGUGACCGACUGGGGUGGGAAACAAAGUGGCACUGAGAUAACUUCAGGCCACCCUCCUCCCCUCAGUACCUUCGGAUGAAAAGUUUCCCCUCUUGGUCUGGGAAGCCCACUAAGAAGAAAGCCUGGGCUGUGGCGUUCUGGGGAAGUGAACAGUACGGUCGCCGGGCGCGUUGCCCCAGGAACCAGAAGGCUUUUUGCCGCUAUUAGGGCAGAAUGACUUCCGGCAAGUCCCAGCCGUUUAGAAUUCCCAGCCCAAAGAUCGCGGGGGAAAUACACGCGUCAUCCGGGCCUCUGCUCCCGGAAGAGACCACGCAGCCGCGGAUGACGUAAUGAAGGCGAAAGGGCUUGGCUACCUGUGGCAGCCAUGAUAAAAACUAGGGAAAAUGGGAGCUCGAAGUAGCUUGCGUUAUUAACAGACAUACAAACGCUCCAAACCGCCACACGUUCCUUAGGGACGACAGUACAUUACAAAAGUGCUUCUAAACUACUACUGAAAGCUUCUUGGGAGUGCCCGCUGGCGUGGACGCGGUGGAAGGGAGGGAGAACGUGUACGCCCCAGGCCUCCGUAACCAUGGCUGCGAGGGGCGGGGACUGGGAGCGCUGGUCCUGGGCCGGGGUGGGGGUGGGAGGACUCGGUCCUCCACUGUCCCAGCCGGCCCCGCGCCGGCGUGUCGCCUCCCGUCCCGCUAGCAGCACGCUGCGUGGCUGCUCGUUGGCUAUUUAGGACGGAAGCUCGGUUGGUGUUUCUCCAGAAGUUUCCCCCUUGGGCGGUGGUGGAGGUGGUAACCGUGAUAGUAGCAGCUCCGGCGGCAGCAACAGCGACUACGAGGGAUGGCGGCGGCUGCAGCAGGAACUGCAACAUCACAGAGGUUUUUCCAGAGCUUCUCGGAUGCCCUAAUCGACGAGGACCCCCAGGCGGCGUUAGAGGAGCUGACUAAGGCUUUGGAACAGAAACCAGAUGAUGCACAGUAUUAUUGUCAAAGAGCUUAUUGUCACAUUCUUCUUGGGAAUUACUGUGUUGCUGUUGCUGAUGCAAAGAAGUCUCUAGAACUCAAUCCAAAUAAUUCCACUGCUAUGCUGAGAAAAGGAAUAUGUGAAUACCAUGAAAAAAACUAUGCUGCUGCCCUAGAAACUUUUACAGAAGGACAGAAAUUAGAUAGUGCAGAUGCUAAUUUCAGUGUCUGGAUUAAAAGGUGUCAAGAGGCUCAGAAUGGCUCAGAAUCUGAGGUGUGGACUCAUCAGUCAAAAAUCAAGUAUGACUGGUAUCAAACAGAAUCUCAAGUAGUCAUUACACUUAUGAUCAAGAAUGUUCAGAAGAAUGAUGUAAAUGUGGAAUUUUCAGAAAAAGAGUUGUCUGCUUUGGUUAAACUUCCUUCUGGAGAGGAUUACAAUUUGAAACUGGAACUUCUUCAUCCUAUAAUACCAGAACAGAGCACGUUUAAAGUACUUUCAACAAAGAUUGAAAUUAAACUGAAAAAGCCAGAGGCUGUGAGAUGGGAAAAGCUAGAGGGGCAAGGAGAUGUGCCAACACCAAAACAAUUCGUAGCAGAUGUAAAGAACCUAUAUCCAUCAUCAUCUCCUUAUACAAGAAAUUGGGAUAAAUUGGUUGGUGAGAUCAAAGAAGAAGAAAAGAAUGAAAAGUUGGAGGGAGAUGCAGCUUUAAACAGAUUAUUUCAGCAGAUCUAUUCAGAUGGUUCUGAUGAAGUGAAACGUGCCAUGAACAAAUCCUUUAUGGAGUCGGGUGGUACAGUUUUGAGUACCAACUGGUCUGAUGUAGGUAAAAGGAAAGUUGAAAUCAAUCCUCCUGAUGAUAUGGAAUGGAAAAAGUACUAAAUAAAUUAAUUUGCUCUCA
This is a messenger RNA of Pongo pygmaeus (Bornean orangutan), 6419 nucleotides long. RefSeq names its product SGT1 assembly cochaperone of MIS12 kinetochore complex (gene SUGT1). The record is from RefSeq and is a predicted model, not a curated record. Gene Ontology annotation, molecular function: protein-folding chaperone binding. NCBI's taxonomy places the organism in Eukaryota, Metazoa, Chordata, Mammalia, Primates, Hominidae. The transcript is spliced from 20 exons. The coding region runs from base 5399 to 6400 and encodes 333 amino acids.